Molecule: messenger RNA, 3199 nt
Organism: Pogona vitticeps (central bearded dragon)
Lineage: Eukaryota; Metazoa; Chordata; Lepidosauria; Squamata; Agamidae
Source: RefSeq, a predicted model, not a curated record
GUCAGCAACGGGAGAGGCGCCGGGAAACUUUUAGGCUAGUUCAUUCCAGUGGGCGGUCAGAGAGUUUAGUGCUGGAGAGGAAAAACGAUGGUCGAUUAUGAUGAUUAUUAGUAGUACUAGUAUUACUUUAGGGAGGCAUUCCGUGUGUGUUAUUUAUGCAUUUUUUGUUUAAAUUAAAUUAUAUAUUUAUUUUUUAAAAUACGAUUUCAACUAGGGAGAAUUAUCCGCCCCUUGUCCGGCUUCCUCCUCCCCCCCUUCUUCUGCGGCGUAAGAUGAUUGAAACACGUUCAACAGGUGAGGCUCAGGAAUUGCUGGACCAGCUGAAUGUGUUACUGGAGCAGGAGUUACGGUGUCAGCCAAAGGUCUCUGGCCUGAGAAUAAUCGAAUCAGCUCAUGAUAAUGGCCUCCGGAUGACGAUGAGGUUGCGAGACUUUGAAGUGAAAGACCUGCUGAGUUUAAUUCAGUUCUUUGGCUUUGGCACAGAGACAUUUUCUCUUGCUGUGAAUUUCUUAGACAGGUUUUUAUCAAAAAUGAAGGUACAAGCAAAACAUUUGGGCUGUGUUGGACUUAGUUGUUUCUAUUUGGCGGUGAAAGCAACGGAAGAAGAGAGGAACGUUCCUUUGGCCACUGACUUGAUCCGAAUCAGUCAAUACCGGUUCACAGUUGCUGAUCUGAUGAGGAUGGAAGCAAUUCUUCUGGAGAAGCUUGGUGGAAAAUUAAAAGCAACAACAGCCUUUCAGUUUCUACAACUUUAUCAUUCAAUCCUGUGUGGCAGCUUGAGCAAUGAUAGGAAAAAUCGUUUCAACUUUGAGAGGCUUGAAGCCCAGCUUAAGGCCUGUCACUGCAGAAUGGUUCUUUCUAAAGCAAAGCCAUCAGUGUUGGCUCUCUCAAUAAUAGCCCUGGAUGCCGAAAAAGAGAUACUGCUGGAAUUGAUGGAAAUGAUAGAAUCUCUCCGUGUGCAUUCUAAGAUAAACGACCGAGAGCUCUCCAUUUGGAAGGAACUUGUAUCAAAGUGCCUCUCAGAAUAUUCGCUAAACAAGUGCUCCAAACCAAAUGUUCAGAAGCUAAAAUGGAUUGUAUCCGGUCGCACAGCAAGGCAACUAAAGCACAGUUACUACAGAAUUGCCCACCUCCCCACUAUUCCAGAAACGGGUCUCUAAAUAUAAUUUUUUUUCUUUCUUUGGCUAGAAAGAAUAUUGGAGAAGAAAGGUUGUGGUACUGACUGGUAACCUGGAAGGUUAGAAUUUCAUUGCAGUUGGAGAUUCUGUUGGUUGCUCCUGACUAUACCGGAAGCAAAAUUCACUGAAGAAUUAACUGAUGAUCACUUGUCUACUUUAAAGGACCGUACAGCAUGUUGAAGUGCAACUGUUUUUAAUCCCUCUUGGGGUUUUUUGUAAGGAAGCUGGAGGUGUGCUUACAGAAGAACACAAUGGUGUAAAACAUAAGAUGUGGCAGCUAAUAUAGUGUUAAUAUUCUGGCCUGGAAACAUUGAAGUACACACGACCAGUUGUGCCUGGUCCCAAACAUUUCUGCCUAUAUAGCACUUACUGGACUAAUGGCUGGCUGAAAACAAGUUAAGUGCAGUCUGACAAAUGAGUAUCUGCUUGGACUAGUGGUGUACCAAAAUCCUUCUGUGUACCAUAUUAUUAUCAGAGGAGCAAAAGCUUGUAUGCUUGUGACUUCUGUAAUAGAAAUAGUUUCUAACACAAGAUAACAGAAGAUAAAAUUUCCAGCUCAGUCCAAAAUUCCAUAAUUGCUUGGGGGGGGGGAAUGUUGUACUUUAGAAGUAUGGAACUAUAUUAAAUGUCUUUGUCAGCAACGAAUGAUACAGAGAAUAUAGAUGCUGGAAUUAAUGGAUGUUGUUCUAGAACUUUAAUGUUUUCUAUCAAAGUAUUAAAACCCAUCUCUUCACGUAAUUGACAAACAUGAAUAUGGACAAAAGCAUAAAUGUUAUUUUUAAAGAGUUUAAAACUAGACAGCACUGUCAAUUUAAGAAUUUAGAACAUAGAAAUAAUACUCUUAGAUGAUGUUCAAUAAUGUUGAAAAGUAGAAAUGCAGGCUGAAGGAAUGCACUAUACACUGAAUUUGGGGGGGGAGGAAUUGUGAGAUUAGUCACUUGGAACUGAAUCCAGAUUUAGUUGAACUCAGAUACUGCUAGUUUCAUCACUGGAUUAAGUUAUUCAUGCCUGGGGUUGAGUCUGAUAGAUUUAAGAGGGAAUGAAGUUCAACUUACUUUGUUUAGAUCCAAUUCUUUUCUCUGUUAGGUUAAAUCUUUUUAAGUCCUUGCUAUUAUACAUUUGUAAGCUAAUAAUAUAUUUUUCAAUUCAGCAUAUCCUAGUGAACAUACUCCUUUUGGAUAGUAGUUUUUAUUCUGAUUUGCAGUGGGCCAUUUAAGUUCACAUUGUGGCCUUGAAUCUAGACAAGAUUUAUGAACUGGUUCGAUGGAAAGCUGAGGCAGGGAAAGAGCAUCAUGGUUCUUUUCAAUGUGACAUACUGUAUUGCAAUCUUUGGAUUAAAAUGAGAGGUGCAGCCCACAGCCUCCUGGAGUAUGGGAUAUGACAAAAAAUGCUAAACUGCAGUUUUGCCCAAUGGCUAUGAAGUAUAAAGCACUUGUCACCAAGCUGUCAGUAGAAUUUCCAUCUUAAGCUCUAAGCUACCUUACUGAACUAUUGAAGAAACCUUCGUUCCUUCUAGUUGUUUUAACUUCAGCAAUGUAUUCUGUAACUUGUGUCAAAGUAUGUAGUAUCUUAAUUGUUAUAUGAAUGGUUCUGUUUGACAUAAAACUGCAGGUUGAAAGCUUUUUAAAGAAAUUCUGUAGCCUUGGACAUUUAGGGACUAGUUUUGUUCUCUUGUAAUCAUACUCCACCACGGUGUCUGUUGCUGAAACUAGCUUUCAUCUUGGUGGUAUUAGUUAAAACUUACUUAUGAUUGGAGUCUGAGCAACAAAGCUAGUGUUAAUGAAUAAAGUUGUUGUAACAGUUCACUUGGUAAACUUUCUACCUCAUUACAAGAUACUGUUCGAAGUGAACUCAUGUGAUGUGUUGCAAUGUGCCUUUAUCUGCUUGUAGAGUGGAGGAGAAAUUUCAAAGUGAAAUAGUAAAUGUGAAGGAGAUCUUCGUUGCUCAUUGUCAAAAGUGUCAUUGUGCCUUGUAUUCGAAAAUGUACUUUCAAUAAAAAAUGGAAAUAACAUUGCAAUGUA